GGGACAGUACCCUGGGAGCACUGGGAGGGUACCCAGGCCCAAACUGGGAGAGUUGAGGGGGCACAGGGGAACUGGGAGGGUCCCCAGGCUGAACUGGGGGGCACUGGGAGGGUCCUCAGGCCCAAACUGGGGGCUCAGGGCCAGCCAGCAGUGACCGGGCUAUCCGUGCCGUGCCGUGCCGUGCCAGGCCAGGCCGUGCCGUGCCGUGGCAGGCUGAGCCGUGCCGUGCCGUGGCAGGAUGGCGCUGCGCUCGUGGCGGUCGCUGUUCUCGGGCCGGCUGCUGCUCCUCACCAACACCGUGAGCUGCGGGGGGCUGCUGGCGGCGGGGGACUGCCUGCAGCAGGAGUGGCAGCGCCGCAAGCACCCCGAGAGCCAGCUGCAGCUGGGCCGCACCGGGCGCAUGUUUGCGGUGGGCUGCAGCCUGGGCCCCCUGCUGCACUACUGGUACCUGUGGCUGGACGCGGCGUUCCCGGCGCGCGGCGUGCGCCGCCUCAGGACCGUGCUGAAGAAGGUGCUCAUUGACCAGCUGGUGGCCUCGCCCAGCAUGGGAGCCUGGUACUUCAUGGCCAUGGGCACCCUGGAGGGCCAAUCUCUCCAGGAGAGCUGGGACGAGCUGAAGGAGAAGUUCUGGGAGCUGUACAAGAUCCUCAACUUCCUCUUCGUGCCGCCCGCCUACCGCGUGGUGUACGUCAACGUGGUGACCCUGGGCUGGGACACCUACCUGUCCUACCUCAAGCACCGGCCCCGCAGCUCCAGGCAGGAGCCACAGCAGAGCCAGAGCAGCGCCGGCGCCUAGAGAGGGAGCAGCCCCCCAGAGCAUCCUGAGAUGGAUUUCUGGGCAUCGUGGAGCCCCCCAGGCUGCUGCUCAUUAACUCAUCUGCUAAUUACAGCCACGGCUUGGGGUUGUAACAAUCUGGUGUUGCAGGAGAAGCUGUGAAGUGAUUUCUUCUGGGAUUUGCCCGCAGGGCCGGGGUGAGCAGGAGCUCUGCAGCCCCUGGGCAGGGCCCUGCCUGGAUUUGCUCCUUCUGCAGAGCAAACCAAUGCCCUGCUGCUCCUCCAGCACCUUCCAGCCUCCCGGAUCCCCCUACAUGGAUUUUGGGAAGGAAUUCUUCCCUGUGAGGGUGGUGAGGCCUGGGGUGGAAUUCCCAGAGCAGCUCCUGGAUCCUGGGCAGUGCCCAGGGCCAGGCUGGAGCAGCCUGGGGUGGUGCAAGGUGCCCCUGCCAUGGCAGGGGUGGGAAGGGAUGGGGUUUGAGCUCAUUCCAGCCCAACCCCAGUCCCCGAUUCCCUCUGGCUGCUCCUCUGCUCUCCCUGCAGCUCCUCACUCCUUCCCCUCCUGCUUCUCCUCUUCCAGCUCGGGGAUAAAUCCCUCCACUCCCCCCAGCUCGGGCGGGGGCUGCAGCCACCUGCACCCUCUAUAAAUAGGGAUGUGAUUGCAGCGCUGGGGAGGAGGCAGGGCGGGUUGGAGCCACAUUUUGGCACAGUUUGGGCCAUCACAUCCCUCUGCUCCCAGCCCUGGGCAAGCUGGAAGCUCCCUGCAUAACCCAAGAACUGAAUUAUUUCCAGUGUCAAUGAAAAUUGCCUGAAUGGGUUUGGGUUUGUUUUUUUUUUUUACUUGAUUUUUAAAGCUGUGCCUUAAUGCUCUGCCCUGGUCCCUGCUGUCACACACCCGGGGGGGACUCAGCUCCUCCCUCAGCAGCAGCAGGAGCCAUUUGGGGGAUGAUAAUUUAAAAAAAUCCGAUUAAUUCUGCUCCUCUCUGGCAACUCAGGGACCCCGAGGAACUUCUGAUCAGCAUUGGUUUAUUUCUUCACAACAUUUCUUUUAAUACAGUGAUUUUUAGGAAAUUGUA
Molecule: messenger RNA, 1847 nt
Organism: Passer domesticus (house sparrow)
Lineage: Eukaryota; Metazoa; Chordata; Aves; Passeriformes; Passeridae
Gene: MPV17L2
Product: MPV17 mitochondrial inner membrane protein like 2
Exons: 5
Coding region: 239-796 (185 amino acids)
Biological process (GO): cellular response to reactive oxygen species; mitochondrial ribosome assembly
Cellular component (GO): mitochondrion; cytoplasm; membrane
Source: RefSeq, a predicted model, not a curated record